GGCGGUGUGCUUGUGCGCACGCUUCGAUUAUCGAUUGAACCGCUUUACGGGUUCUCUCUGUCUCUCUCCUUCAUGCCCGACACAAAAGCGAAUUCGUCGUUGUCGUCGUCGCCGCUGUCGCGUAACUGCUCCGAAUCCUCAUUUACGCGAGCGUGUCCGCCGCGGCGCCUCGCCUGCUGCCUUUUUCUUGGGAGCGGCUCUCGUAAAUCGCGCGUAACUCGCGUUCUCGCGUAAUAAACUCGCGGCGCACUUCGUGUCGUACGCAGUGCCGUGUCGCGCGCGACGCGACGGCGAGACCGAUGCGAGACCGGUAAAAUCGCGCGAUUCGUAUCGUCGUUCUCGCCGCCGCCGCUAUCGCUACCGCCGCGGUGCGAAAAUGCGGUAAAGUGAGCCACGGAGCAACCACAGAGCCAACCGUCAGCCAGCCAGCACGCGCGCGAGCGAGCGAGCGGUCUGUUUCGCGAAAGGAAAUCGGCCAUCUUGCUUUAGUGUGUGCUUAGACUCCGCAACGGACGGGCUCGUCUCCGUCAGCCACUCUUUUAACGGUUGUGCGUGUGCGGGCGGUGGCAGGGCAUCGGCGAAUAGUAGCAACAGCAAUCCAGUAGUGAAUCGCGAGCCGCAACAGAACCGCGCGCACACGCUUUGGUAUUCGUGGAAGAAAGAGCGAGGAAGGAGGAGGGAGAGAGCGAGAGAGAGAGAGAGAGAGAGUGCGCGAACGAGCGAGAUCGUGCGUCGAUUUCCGAGCGGCGUAAUCGCGGCAAUCCGGCGGGAUGGCGGGCAACACGGGUAUGGAACAAUUGAUCCCGAUCGUGAACAAGCUGCAAGAUGCGUUCACGCAACUCGGUGUGCAUAUGCAGCUCGAUCUGCCGCAGAUCGCGGUGGUGGGCGGCCAGAGUGCGGGCAAAAGCUCCGUCCUCGAGAACUUCGUCGGCAAAGAUUUCUUACCCAGGGGUUCAGGCAUUGUAACCAGGAGACCUCUUAUCUUACAGCUGAUUAACAGCACAACUGAAUAUGCGGAGUUCCUGCACUGCAAAGGGAAAAAGUUUGUUGAUUUCGAUGAGGUACGGAAAGAGAUUGAGGCAGAAACAGACAGAGUGACUGGAAGUAAUAAGGGUAUCUCUAACAUACCAAUCAAUCUUAGAGUAUAUUCACCCAAUGUCCUAAAUUUGACACUGAUUGAUUUACCUGGGCUCACAAAAGUACCAAUCGGAGAUCAACCAGCAGAUAUAGAGUCCCAAAUUAAAGCAAUGAUCUUUCAGUUUAUCAAACGUGAGAAUUGUCUGAUAUUAGCUGUGACACCAGCCAAUACAGAUUUGGCUAACAGUGAUGCUCUUAAACUUGCUAAAGAGGUGGAUCCACAAGGUGUACGUACAAUUGGUGUCAUUACUAAAUUGGAUCUCAUGGACGAUGGCACCGACGCGAGAGAUAUCUUGGAAAAUAAGUUAUUGCCAUUGAGAAGAGGUUACAUUGGUGUUGUCAAUAGAAGUCAAAAAGAUAUAGAAGGCCGGAAGGAUAUAAAAAAUGCUUUAGCAGCAGAACGAAAAUUCUUCCUCAGCCAUCCGUCUUACCGUCAUCUAGCAGAUAGGCUGGGCACGCCGUAUUUGCAGAGAAUUCUUAAUCAGCAGUUAACAAACCAUAUCAGGGAUACUUUACCGGCUUUAAGAGAUAGAUUACAGAAACAGCAGCUAACUUUAGAAAAAGAUGUCGAGCAGUACAAACAUUUCAGACCUGAUGAUCCCGCAAUCAAAACAAAGGCUAUGUUACAGAUGAUACAACAGCUUCAGUCGGAUUUCGAGAGAACUAUAGAAGGUUCGGGCUCCGCACAAAUCAACACCAAUGAGCUCAGCGGCGGCGCUAAAAUUAACAGACUCUUUCAUGAACGUUUCCCAUUCGAAAUUGUGAAGAUGGAGUUUGACGAGAAAGAACUUAGAAGAGAAAUUGCAUUUGCCAUCAGAAACAUACAUGGUAUCCGGGUAGGAUUAUUCACUCCAGAUAUGGCUUUUGAGGCAAUAGUCAAGAAACAAAUAAAUAGACUUAAAGAACCAAGUCUCAAGUGUGUAGACCUAGUCGUACUAGAACUUAGUAAUGUUGUACGCAUUUGUACAGAUAGGAUGUCGCGUUAUCCUAGACUAAGGGAAGAGACGGAACGUAUUAUAACCACAUACAUCAGGCAGCGCGAACAAAUGUGCAAAGAGCAGCUGAUCCUGUUGGUCGAUUGCGAGCUCGCUUACAUGAACACGAAUCACGAAGAUUUUAUCGGUUUUGCGAACGCUGCAGCCAGUAGCCAUAAUGCAAGUGCACAGCAAUCCUCAGAAAAUGCCGUUAAGGCUGGUCGACACACAUUAGGCAAUCAAGUAAUUCGCAAAGGCUACAUGUGCAUACAUAAUCUCGGUAUCAUGAAGGGCGGGUCGAGAGAUUACUGGUUUGUCUUGACAUCGGAAAGUAUCUCCUGGUUCAAGGAUGAAGAAGAACGUGAAAAGAAGUAUAUGCUGCCUUUGGAUGGGUUGAAGUUGCGUGAUCUAGAACAAGGCUUCAUGUCGCGGCGACAUUUGUUUGCGUUAUUCAAUCCAGAGGGAAGAAAUGUGUAUAAGGAUUACAAGCAGCUGGAACUCAGUUGUGAAACGCAAGAUGAUGUUGACUCUUGGAAAGCUUCGUUCCUGAGGGCUGGUGUGUAUCCCGAAAAAUCAACAGAACAAGAAGAUGGCGAAGGAGAGGAUAAGCAGAGGGAAGGAUAUGAGGAUGGAAUAGAAGGUCAGUCAUCGAUGGAUCCUCAGCUGGAACGUCAAGUGGAGACCAUCAGAAAUUUAGUGGAUUCCUACAUGAAGAUUGUCACGAAAACUACUCGUGAUCUAGUCCCAAAGACAAUUAUGCAUCUUAUUAUUAACAACGCUAAGGACUUCAUUAAUGGGGAACUGUUGGCGCAUCUUUAUGCAAGCGGCGAUCAGGCUUCUAUGAUGGAAGAGUCUCCUGAAGAGGCGCAGAAACGGGAAGAAAUGUUGCGCAUGUAUCACGCAUGCAAGGAAGCCCUUCGUAUCAUCGGCGAUGUCUCUAUGGCCACUGUUUCAACUCCCGUACCACCGCCCGUAAAAAACGAUUGGCUGGCAUCCGGCGAGAAUCCAAGUCUUGGAUUAUCGCCACCAUCUCCUGGUGGUCCAAGACGCGGAGUGACACAGCCACCACCUCUUUCUAGCUCACGAGCACCACCACCAGUACCUGCAGGGGGCCGGCCGGCGCCAGCCAUCCCUAAUAGACCCGUUCCUGGUGGACCACCGCUAGCGCGAGCUAAUCCAGGCCUACCUCCACCUAUGAUACCAUCGCGCCGACAAUAAGUCUUCGCACUAAUUCUCGCCUAUUCGCUACUAAUCAAUACGUAUCCGUUGCAUAUAAUCGGUGUAUAUUUUACACAGAACUCACCGUUUCCUAAAUAUGUUACCGUACUAUCUGUCUGCAUUACACUGAUCACACACGGAGAUCACGAAGUCGAUGUUAAGUAUAGGGGUGUGAAGAUCGCACGGGAAUUAUCGUUCCAAUUGUAUUAGUGUUGCACUGAGAGUCUUGAGUUGUCGAUUCUAAAUGAGCUUCCAACCAAUUUCAUUUUCGCACGUUCCAUCUGCGUGACACGACAACGAUAUAAUUUUUAGGUGAUUAUUCAGUGAUCGAUUGAUAUUCAAGAGAAAGAGAAUAAGGUGUAACCGUGGCAUUUCUCGAUACGGUAUUGUUUCUGUGUUAUUUGACGUUACAUAGCGUCUGUCAGCUGUACAAUAAUUUUAGAUGUGUAUUACAUGCAUAUGUAUAUUCUAUGUACAAUACGAAUCUUCUCUCGCGCGGAGAUCGACACACCCUCUAAGUGUAGAUGUAUCUUAGCGCCGAUA
Molecule: messenger RNA, 3872 nt
Organism: Harpegnathos saltator (Jerdon's jumping ant)
Lineage: Eukaryota; Metazoa; Arthropoda; Insecta; Hymenoptera; Formicidae
Gene: shi
Product: dynamin-1 shibire
Exons: 19
Coding region: 771-3329 (852 amino acids)
Biological process (GO): receptor internalization; synaptic vesicle budding from presynaptic endocytic zone membrane
Cellular component (GO): plasma membrane; cytoplasm; microtubule
Molecular function (GO): microtubule binding; GTPase activity; GTP binding
Source: RefSeq, a predicted model, not a curated record